Porites lobata is the source of this 1173-nucleotide messenger RNA. NCBI's taxonomy places the organism in Eukaryota, Metazoa, Cnidaria, Anthozoa, Scleractinia, Poritidae. The record is from the annotation of a GenBank genome assembly.
AUGGAUAUAAAGACCUUGCUCGACAAUCUUCAUGAUGAAGUAUCCUGUUCUGUGUGUAUGUGUACAUUCACUGAUCCAAAGCAGUUGCCUUGUUUGCACAAUUUCUGUCUUCACUGCUUGAACGAAAUUCAACGAACAAGCGGCGUCCAUGGCAAAAUUACAUGCCCCGAGUGCAGAAGACAGUUUCAGAUUUCUGGAAGUGGAAAUCCCAGCGAACUUCCCACCAAUUUUCGAAUAAACAGCCUGCUAGAUGUCUUGGCAAUAAAAGAGUGUAGUACAGCUAACGUGAAGUGUGGAAACUGCGAUAAAAGGAGUUCUCAAACCUCAUAUUGCUUCCAGUGUUGUUCUUUCUGGUGCGAGAAAUGCAUUUUAGGACAUGACAUAAUGCGUGCUAACAAUAAACACAGAACGCUAGCACUGAAAGAUUUUCAAGAUCAAGACAUCAAGGCUGUAUUAGAGCGACCAGCAUUUUGUCAGAAGAAACACCAUGAAAAAGAAGAGCUGAAAUUCUUUUGCAAAGGCUGUAAAGUCGCCAUUUGUAGCACUUGUGCUGUAACACUUCAUGAAGGUCAUGGUAAGAUGCCCUUGCAAGAAGCUUCUGAUGAGCGCAAAACACAGAUUAGCUCCAUGAUAAAAUCUUUAAAAGACAAAGUACUGGAAAAACAAAAGGAAGUCGAACAAUUCAACCAAAAAAGCAUCGCAUUUCAAUCGAAAGUAGCCGAGGUAAAAAGCCAAGUGCAGUCUUGUGUAGACCAAAUUAUUGCAAUCAUCGAAGCGAAAAAACAAGAUGUUUUUAAUGUGAUUGAUAAUCAAGCGACAAAAUCACUGGAAUCUCUCUUACAGAGAAAAGGCGAAGUGGAAAAACAAGUGAAAUUAAUUGAAUCAGCAAUUGAACAAACUGAAACUCUGUUAAAACGAGGUUUUAGUUCUGAAAUCAAGGGAUUCACUGAAACAUUUGAUUCAAUCCUGCAGGAACAGAGCACCAAAGAAAACUGUAUUCCUUGGUUUAGUUUCACUAAAAGUGAAAAACUGAUUAACCUGUUGAGCAUGAGCGAGGGGAUAGGUAAAGUAGAGUUUGUUUUUAGCGAAACUAAAGCGCAACAAUCAGGAUCAGUAACUAAAGGUAAAGAAAGUAAUGAAGUAGUUGCUGGGGAUAAAGAGGCAAAUUUUUGA